Molecule: messenger RNA, 1877 nt
Organism: Erigeron canadensis
Lineage: Eukaryota; Viridiplantae; Streptophyta; Magnoliopsida; Asterales; Asteraceae
Product: protein NRT1/ PTR FAMILY 5.10-like
Exons: 4
Coding region: 27-1799 (590 amino acids)
Biological process (GO): transmembrane transport
Cellular component (GO): membrane
Molecular function (GO): transmembrane transporter activity
Source: RefSeq, a predicted model, not a curated record
UGGGAGUACACUUUUAGUGAAACAGUAUGAACCACAUAAAUGACAAUCCCACCACUUCCCACUCUGCCAAUAUUGAGUCUACCAUGCUUCACAUUAUUGAUAAUGGCAUUGUGGAUUCUAACGGAAUUGAGUCUCCCUUGCUUGACAAUUUUGUUGAUGGCUUUGUGGACUACAAAGGUCGUCCGGUUCUCAGGUCCAAAUCCGGGCAUUGGCGAUCUGCAUAUUUUAUCAUUGGUAUUGAAGUGGCAGAAAGAUUAGCAUAUGUUGGUCUGUCUUCGAAUUUGAUCACAUAUUUGACAGGACCGUUAGGGCUAUCGACGGCUACAGCGGCCAUGAAUGUCAACAUAUGGUCUGGAGUGACGUCCCUCCUUCCGUUAGUUGGUGCUUACAUUGCCGAUGCUUUUCUUGGCCGAUAUCUAACCAUUAUAAUUGCUUCUCUGCUUUAUAUUCUGACACUUGUGUUGCUGGCUUUCUCAACCUUGAUUGUUAGUGACUCAUUAUGUUCUCCUCAAUUACAAGUUAUCCUAUUUUUCGUUCCGCUAUAUCUUCUGGCAUUUGCCAUAGGUGGCCACAGGCCUUGUGUUCAGGCCUUUGGAGCGGACCAGUUUGAUACAAAUAAUGCACAAGAAUGCCAAGCCAAAAGUUCAUUCUUUAACUGGUGGAAUUUUGGAAUGUGUAUUGGGCCUACAUUGGGGAUCCUUGUUCUAAACUACAUACAAGAUAAUAUUAGUUGGGGUCUUUCCUUUGGGAUUCCUGCCACCAUUUUGGGUUUUGCUCUCAUAAUUUUUUUGAUUGGAACCGUGACUUAUCGAAUGGAAGAGAAAACCAAAGAUAAAAGUUCUUUUGUCAAAAUUGGGCAUGUAUUUGUUAAGGCAACUCAAAACUGGAGAAAUAAACCUUCAACAACUUCGGGAGAGGAAGAUUGUGAAAUCUUGCCGCUUCAAGGUUCUCAAAAGUUCAGAUUUCUGAACAAAGCUCUCGAUGGAUCAAAUGAAGCUGUAGUAGUAUGUAGCAUCGGUGACGUAGAAGAAGCCAAGGCAGUUCUUCAACUGGUUCCAAUUUGGGUUGGCUUAUUAGGGUAUGCACUUGUAUGCUCUCAAACUUCGACGUUGUUUACCAAACAAGGAGAAACCAUGGACCGGUCAAUUGGAACAAGAUUCCAAAUCCCAGCCGCAACACUACAAGCUUUCAUGUUCAUCUCUAUUAUGAUGCUCAUUCCCGUCUAUGAUACCAUUUUUGUUCCUCUUACCCGAGCUAUUACUAGGAAAACUUAUGGCAUAACAAUGCUUCAAAGAAUGGGAAUAGGCAUGUUCAUAGUUAUUGUUUCAAUUCUUAUUGCAGCAAUUGUUGAGACAAAAAGACUUAAUACGGCUCGUGAGUAUAGACUAGUUGAUGAUCCGGGUGCAAUGGUCCCAAUGAAGAUAUGGUGGUUAUUACCACAAUAUUUGUUGUUUGGAGCGGGUCAUGUUUUUGCAGUAGUGGGUACGCAAGAAUUCUUCUACGACCAAGUGCCAAGUGAUCUCAGGAGUAUGGGUCUUGCGCUUUACCUCAGCGUUUUGGCGUGUGGUAGUUUCCUUAGUAGUAUUCUCAUCUUAAUCGUUGAGAAAAUGACCGGUGGAAAUGGUCAAGAUGGUUGGAUCUCUGACAACAUAAAUCAAGGACAUAUCGAUUAUUUUUACUACCUUCUAGCUGUAAUUGGCACAGCGGCAUUUGUCAUGUACAUAUACGUAGCGAGAUCUUAUGUAUAUCGUCAAGGUAGGGAUAUGAUUCUUAAUGUUCCUGAAGCAUCUGCCAAAUAGAUUACGGUAUCAUAAUGUGCAUCACCAAACAUGCUUCAAGCCUUCAAUUGAAAUUUAUUUGACCAAGUAAUUUUUGAA